CAUUAUACUGCGACUCAAGGAAGUGACUGUAUUCGAGCCUUGUUGUUAUUAUUCUGAGCUAGUUGUCAACCAGAAACCCACCUGUCUUAAACUUAAACGUCACAAUGUCUUCAGACUUUGAAGCCUACGAGCAAGACUUUGGGACCGUCACAGCAGAAAUAACUAACAAAAUCGGCAGAAUUCCCAAAUUGAGUGGAGAGGAGAAGACACAGCUGGUUCUAAAUGUCGACAAACAGCUUGAAGAAGUCAGAGAGUUGCUGGAGCAGAUGGACCUGGAGGUCCGAGAGAUCCCCAUCCAGAGUCGAGCCAUGUACAACAGCAGACUGAAGAGCUACAAGCAGGAGAUGGAGAAGCUUGAGAAAGACUUUAAAAGGUCACGUAUUGCCUACAGCGACGAGGUGCGCAACGAGCUCCUGGGGGAUGACGCCAGCUCCUCGGAGAGCCAGUUGAUAAAGUUACGUGAAGAGAGAGCACAUCUGUUGGACAACACAGAGAAGCUGGAAAGGUCAUCACGGAGGCUGGAGGCCGGUUACCAGAUAGCUGUAGAAACUGAACAAGUGGGUCAGGAGAUACUUUCCAACCUGCACAGUGACCGUGAGAAGAUCCAGAGAGCCAGAGAAAGGCUGAGAGAAACCGAUGCCAACCUGGGUAAGAGCUCCCGCAUCCUCACCGGCAUGCUGAGAAGGUAAGAAGCAGGAUCAUCCAGAACCGCGUGCUGGUCUUCAUCCUCGGAGCCAUCAUCCUCCUCACCAUCGUCCUGGCCAUUUAUUUCAAUCUGCGGGGCCACUGAUCCCCCCCCCGACACAAAUACAAACACACACACGCACACAGGAGAUUAAUAGCGACAAACACGUUGUUCUGCUGUAAUUAGGACAAAUGGUCCCCAUGAAUCACUGUUUCCAAAGCCUGACAGGGAGCGUUCCUUCAUCUCUCUCUCUCCUUGUUUCCUCCUCCUCCACUCUCUUCUUCUCUCCUUCUUCUUCUUCCCCUCUUUUUCCCUGUCAGCCUCUCUUACAUCUCCACAGCAAGACUAGAGGGGACUUUUUUUAAGGAUAGUUACGGUUUUUCACGGCGUAGUCCCGUUCCCACAGAUGUAUAUAUUACGUUUGCGAAGGUGGGUCAGCUGUUAUUGACAGCGUGAUCACAGUGGAGGGUGGAGCAUGCUGUACUGUACGUAUGGAUGUUCACCCAUAGGUACGUAUGAGCUCGUGUAUCUGAAUGAUUCUAAAAAGCUCAGCGGAGCCUGAAAUAGACAAUAGGAUGCACAGUGAAUGCACAUUGAACACACAGGUGGGGUCCGUGCAGCCGAUCAAGGUGAAACUUUUAAUUUUAUCCAGACGAAAUCUGCUUUGGUGACAAACUGUAUCGACGAAUCAAUAAAAACAAUAAAGCUGAUUUAUUUUAAUAUUGCUUUUAACACAAGAGGAAACUGACGAACGCAGAGUAAGGUUCCUUCACACAUGGAACCCCCCCCCCCCCCCCCCCCCACACACACACACACACCCUGACGCGUGCAGUUCAUUCCCACAGACUCCUUCUUCUGACUGUAUCAUCCUGUUUGUGUUGACAUUGGAAUCUACAUCAUGUAUAGUGUUUUGCUCUCAGUGCAAGUGAUUGUGUUACUAUUUAUUUAUACCUUCAAAUAAUGCUAGCGCUGUUUGUGUUCUGAAGAUACACAUGUCCGUCAUGUUUUGUGUGUAAAAUGAUUAGACUCCAGGACCAAGUGAAAUGUCUGACUCUUCUUCUGUUCCUAUAAAUGGGCCUGUCUUGUUUUGGAACCUC
This is a messenger RNA of Betta splendens (Siamese fighting fish), 1782 nucleotides long. RefSeq names its product vesicle transport through interaction with t-SNAREs 1A (gene vti1a). Gene Ontology annotation, molecular function: SNARE binding; SNAP receptor activity. Bases 105 to 689 code for a protein of 194 amino acids. NCBI's taxonomy places the organism in Eukaryota, Metazoa, Chordata, Actinopteri, Anabantiformes, Osphronemidae. The transcript has 9 exons. Gene Ontology annotation, biological process: vesicle fusion with Golgi apparatus; Golgi to vacuole transport; intra-Golgi vesicle-mediated transport. The record is from RefSeq and is a predicted model, not a curated record. Gene Ontology annotation, cellular component: Golgi apparatus; SNARE complex; endoplasmic reticulum membrane.